AAGGCGCGUUGAUGUGAAGGCGAAUAAACAUAUGUACGCGUAAAAUACUCGCGCGUUUACGUACUUUGCGGAGGCGUGUGUGUCCCUCGCCUGGCUGCACUUCCCACGUGCGGGCGUUGCAAAAUUUUCGCCGCGACGGAAGUUGUUUGCUCGGCGACCAGCGCGGGGCAGUUCGUGGCGCGUAAUUCGAGGCGGCGUAACUCAAGGGGGCGUAAUUUUUAAAAGUUGCACCUUUCGAAGCUGCCUCUUUUGGAACACUCCAGCAGCGUAGCCGUGCCAACCGCAUAGCCGCUCCGCCGCUCAUCCGCUCAACUGCUUAACCGUUGCGCAGCUUUCUUUCAAGCCGAUUCGUUCGAGGGGGCCCCUUUUUCGACUUCGCGAAGGCCCCCCGCGCGGCGGAUGUAUGCACCCAUGCAUCAGUGAGCUCCUAACCAGGGUGUAUACACGCACACGUGUGCUUUGCGUAUAUUGCAUUUUCGCCGUAGGGUAAUUUCGCCAUAACGUAAUUCUUCCCAUAAGGCAAUUCCUCCCAUAAGGCAAUUCCCCCCGUGGUGUAACUCCCCCCGUACCGUAGUUUCUUUCGCUUAACAAUUCUUGCCCCCCCUUUUGCUUUUUACAUGCGCGCGCGCUGGCCACCCCGAGGAGCAGCACCCACACCAUGGCGAACCUAAAAAACAUGCUCAUUCGCUCGUGCGUCGUAGCAGUGACGCUGCUGACGGAGGAGGUGAAACACAAACUGGGGCUCUCACCCAUCCUGUUCACAAACGCCCAGGGAAUAGGGACAAAUGAUUGGUUUAACGACUGGAAGAAUGACAUGCUGGGCGACUGGGAAAAGGACUUCAUCAGCGGAAUUGAGAAAAACUGGCCAAGAGGAUGGAAGAAAGAUUUACUAAGCAGCUUUCAAAACAGUUGGUUAGGAGGAAUAAACAGCGACAGCAUGCUGAGGGACUCCAUCAACAUCAUCCUAGCACAUGCACCAAAGAAGAACAGACAAAAGAUUAAUGAGUAUAUCAACGAGUUGCUAAGUGGAAGGUAUAAUGAAGUUAACCCAAAAAGUUUACUACAUAGAAUUUCAAAUAUUAUAAAAAAUGGAAAAGCAAAAAGCUUAUGUGAUGAUAACAAGUCCUUUAUCAUCAUAGGAAUACCUCAUUUGAUUUUUGGCUUAGAUCUAUUUAAUGACCUAAAAUUAGAAACCAUUAACUUUCUAAUUAGAAAUAUAACAAAGCAUCUGAAUGGCUGUCAAUUACAAGUGCAAGCCUCUGACGUUUCUAACAUUACAAAUGGUUGCCAAUCUGAUAUGGACAAGCAAAUCAUUUUUGAUGAUGAAAAACCGGAUCAGGUGAUACAUGCCGAUGGGUUACGUCUCUCCCCCAGCAAUAAAUUCUUCAGUAGCCUUCUACAAUGCUCCGUUGAUAACUUAGGGUCAGGGGAGAAAACGAUGAUAUGCGUUCAGGAGCAGCUAGCCAAACGGAACUUAAAACUUUCGGAUACUUGCUCUACUUGCUUUAAAGAAUCCGUCGAUUGUGGAAAGUCAAACUGUUGGCUUCCCUGCCUUUUCGGCAACCCCUGUGCGGACCGAUGCUACCAGUGCGCCACGGACAGCUGCAAUAAGGAGCUCAUUCGGUGCAGCGGUUUGGAGAACCUCCCUGGCGCCUGCUCGUGA
Messenger RNA from Plasmodium vivax (malaria parasite P. vivax), 1663 nucleotides. RefSeq lists its product as hypothetical. The record is from RefSeq and is a predicted model, not a curated record. Bases 659 to 1663 code for a protein of 334 amino acids. NCBI's taxonomy places the organism in Eukaryota, Apicomplexa, Aconoidasida, Haemosporida, Plasmodiidae. The transcript is spliced from 2 exons.